AAAGCCUUGCUCGAUGUGCUCGACGCGCUCCCUCUCCCACCACCCCCUGACGGAAUGAUGAUGCCCUGGGCGCUUUCUUUGACCACCACUCGAGCCUCUCGACGCUCAUCUCCCCGCGCCUGUCUCCUAGCAGAGGGACCGGAAGUGGCUCGGGGAGGGGAGGGGGGCUCGGUCCCUCCUCAGGUGAAGGCGCUGUGGAUGGAGCCGCCGUCGCGGAGCCAUUGAGCCCCCCUCCAGCGCCCCCCACCCCCCUCCCAGCGGCUGGGCCGGGGGGGCCCUCCCCACGGCGAGGCAGCUGGGUCCGGAGCCCCCCCGAGUCAGAAGAGUGUUGUAAAGAUGGAUAUAGAGGACUGCAAUGGACGUUCUUACAUAUCCGGUAGUGGAGAUUCCUCUUUGGAAAAGGAGUUCACCUCCACGAUUGUGGGCCCUACUGUGAGCACACCAAACAGCCAACAUUCCUCCCCAAGCCGCUCCCUUAGUGCAAAUUCUAUCAAGGUGGAAAUGUACAGUGAUGAAGAAUCAAGCCGGCUGCUGUCGCAUGACGACCGGCUCAUUGAAAAAGAGGACAGCGUGAUUGUGGAGGAUUCUCUCUCUGAGCCACUCGGCUACUGUGAUGGGACAGGGCAGGAGCCACAUUCCCCUGGCGGCAUCCGGCUACCCAAUGGCAAGCUGAAAUGUGAUAUCUGUGGGAUGGUGUGCAUUGGCCCGAACGUACUGAUGGUGCACAAGCGCAGCCACACCGGUGAGAGGCCGUUCCAUUGCAAUCAGUGCGGUGCGUCCUUCACCCAAAAGGGCAACCUCCUGCGCCACAUCAAGCUGCACUCGGGCGAGAAGCCCUUCAAAUGUCCCUUCUGUAACUAUGCCUGUCGGAGGAGAGACGCACUCACGGGGCACCUCCGAACACACUCAGUCUCCUCCCCCACCGUCGGAAAGCCCUACAAAUGUAAUUAUUGCGGCCGCAGCUACAAGCAGCAAAGCACGUUGGAAGAGCACAAGGAACGCUGCCACAACUACCUGCAGAGUCUUAACACUGAACCACAGUCGCUGGCUGGCCAGCAAGGUGACGAGAUGCGAGAUUUGGAGAUGGUGCCGGACUCCAUGCUUCACUCCUCAGCCGACCGGCCAACCUUCAUUGACCGACUGGCAAACAGCAUCACCAAACGAAAACGCUCCACACCUCAGAAAUUUGUGGGUAAGGAGCUUCCCCUGGAUUCCUGGAAGUGGACUAAAGGAGAGAAGCAGAUGCGGUUUGGCCUCUCCGACAUGGCAUUUGACGUCAGCUCCGGCUUCGAGAAGGACGUGGAGAUGGUGGCGGCCCACCAUCCCAUGGACACGAGCUUUGGCGGAUCCCUGUCCUUCAUGGGAGCAGAACACUUGCGCCCUCUCAGAAUCCCGCCGACCAACUGCAUCUCCGAGAUCACCCCCGUCAUCAGUUCCGUCUACACGCAGAUUCAGCCCCUCCCGGGCAGGCUGGAAAUAGCAGGAAGCCGGGAAGCUGCAGAAGGCCACGAGGACCUUCCCGACGGGACGCAGAUUGUGUACCGGGCAUCUCGGGAACCCAGCAUGGUGUCACCUAGCAACGGCUGCCAGGAUUCCACAGACACUGAGAGCAUCCACGAGGAGAGGGGCUCACAGCAGCCGCUGCUGUCCGUCAUUGGGAACUGCACCAGCAGCCGGCAGAGUCCGGCCUACGCCAAAGAGGACCCGAAAGUACAAGAGGGCAUCAUUCCCACCACUACUCGGUCAACUCCCAGCUCAGCCAAAGAAGCCCUGCGUGUGGUGAAUGAUGAAGGGGAACAGAUAAAAGCCUUCAAAUGCGAGCACUGCCGAAUCUUGUUCCUGGACCACGUCAUGUUCACUAUCCACAUGGGCUGCCACGGCUUCAGAGACCCUUUCGAAUGCAACAUCUGUGGCUAUCACAGCCAAGACCGGUACGAGUUUUCCUCCCACAUAGUGAGAGGGGAGCAUAAAGUCGGCUAGUCCUAAACUCUCUCCCCUCUUUCCCCACCUUCCCAAAUCUCCCUCCCCAUCUCUCGUGCCCCAUCCUCGUUGGGUAUGGAGCCGUUCAUUUCUUUUGUACUCCGUUGCACUGACUUUGGCUAAAAAAGAGAAAUGUUCUAAAAAAAA
Lacerta agilis (Sand lizard) is the source of this 2127-nucleotide messenger RNA. It is a transcript of the gene IKZF4, whose product is annotated as IKAROS family zinc finger 4. Gene Ontology annotation, molecular function: DNA-binding transcription factor activity; RNA polymerase II cis-regulatory region sequence-specific DNA binding. The record is from RefSeq and is a predicted model, not a curated record. Gene Ontology annotation, biological process: regulation of transcription by RNA polymerase II. The transcript is spliced from 8 exons. Bases 337 to 1980 code for a protein of 547 amino acids. NCBI's taxonomy places the organism in Eukaryota, Metazoa, Chordata, Lepidosauria, Squamata, Lacertidae.